Messenger RNA from Choloepus didactylus (southern two-toed sloth), 2616 nucleotides. It is a transcript of the gene HEY1, whose product is annotated as hes related family bHLH transcription factor with YRPW motif 1. The transcript has 5 exons. Gene Ontology annotation, molecular function: DNA-binding transcription factor activity, RNA polymerase II-specific; RNA polymerase II cis-regulatory region sequence-specific DNA binding; protein dimerization activity. The record is from RefSeq and is a predicted model, not a curated record. NCBI's taxonomy places the organism in Eukaryota, Metazoa, Chordata, Mammalia, Pilosa, Megalonychidae. Gene Ontology annotation, biological process: regulation of transcription by RNA polymerase II; circulatory system development; anterior/posterior pattern specification. Bases 299 to 1369 code for a protein of 356 amino acids. Gene Ontology annotation, cellular component: nucleus.
UCCUUCCUCCGCAGUGGAGCCGCAGUGGAGCCCCAGCGGAGCUCCUGCGGAGCCGACGCACUGCCGCCGGGCAGGGGCGGGUGGCCAGGCAGGGCGGCGACGGCGGCAGGGCCCGCUCUCGCCCUCAGCCUCGCCGCUCCCCUGAGCGGCUGCCAAUCAUCCUAGAGGGAAGCCGGAUUGGCUAGAGGUAGUCUGUUGCCCCGGAGCUGUCGCCCCGCCUCUCCGCUCCCCUCGCCCGCCUUCUCCUACUCCCCCACCCUCCCCAGGGCCCUGGGAAGGGGUGCAGCGUGGGAAAGGGAUGGUAGAGUUUUUACCGGAGGCAGAGCGUGAGCCGGAUCAGUGUGUGCAGAACGCGAGCAGUCAAGCGCGAAGAGGCGCCGCUGCAGUUAACUCCUCCCUGCCCGCCGCGCAGACCCUCUCCCGGAGCCCCAGCGAAGUCAGCAUGAAGCGAACCCACCCCGAGUACAGCUCCUCGGAUAGCGAGCUGGACGAGACCAUCGAGGUGGAGAAGGAGAGUGCAGACGAGAAUGGAAACUUGAGUUCGGCUCUAGGUUCCAUGUCCCCAACAACGUCUUCCCAGAUCUUGGCCAGGAAAAGACGGCGAGGCAUCAUUGAGAAGCGCCGACGAGACCGGAUCAAUAACAGUUUGUCGGAGCUCAGGAGGCUGGUACCCAGUGCUUUUGAGAAGCAGGUAAUGGACAAAGGAUCUGCUAAGCUAGAAAAAGCCGAGAUCCUUCAGAUGACCGUGGAUCACCUGAAAAUGCUGCACACUGCAGGAGGGAAAGGCUAUUUUGACGCGCAUGCCCUUGCAAUGGACUAUCGGAGUUUGGGAUUUCGGGAAUGUCUGGCAGAAGUUGCUCGUUACCUGAGCAUCAUUGAAGGACUAGAUGCCUCUGACCCGCUUCGAGUCCGACUGGUCUCGCAUCUCAACAACUACGCCUCCCAGCGGGAGGCCGCGAGUGGCGCCCACGCGAGCCUUGGACACAUUCCCUGGGGGGGCGCCUUCGGACAUCACCCGCACAUUGCGCACCCCCUGUUGCUGCCGCAGAACGGCCACGGGAACCCUGGCACCACGUCCUCGCCCACGGAACCACACCACCAGGGCCGAUUGGCCUCGGCACAUCCGGAGGCGCCCGCCUUGCGAGCGCCCCCUAACGGCGGCCUUGGACCGGUGCUGCCCGUGGCCACGUCCGCCUCCAAACUCUCGCCGCCCCUGCUCUCUUCGGUGGCCUCCCUGUCCGCCUUCCCCUUCUCUUUUGGCUCCUUCCACUUACUCUCUCCCAAUGCGCUGAGCCCUUCGGCACCCACGCAGGCAGCAAAUCUUGGCAAGCCUUAUAGACCUUGGGGGACUGAGAUUGGAGCUUUUUAGAGGACCGAUGCUGUAGAAUGAGGGAGGGGAAAGCUUACAAUCCCAGCUGAGCUGGACUGUUGCCAACACCACCUUAAAGUCAUCCUUAAAAGUAGAAAGAAAAAAGGUACACUUUCAGAUAACUUUUGUUUAAAGGCUAAAGGUUUUUGUUGGUUUUCUUUUUUAAUGUCUUUUAUUUUGUAUCAUGUCACAUAUUAGCAGUUUUUAAAAACUAGUUGCUAAAUUUUGUUCAAAACAUUAAAUUGAAGUAGUGAGUUUAAACCAAUACUUGGGGGUAGGUUUGUACUGUGCCUAAUUUACUUUGUAAACAUGUCUGUCCAAGAAUGAUUCCAGUCUUGCCUCAAGGUUUUGGGAAUUCUAACAUUUAGGUCUGUUUUUCUCCUUGUAUAGUUAAAGUUUGGUUUUAGAAUUAACUUUUCAAACCAUUAUGCUCAUUGUUAACAUAAUUCUAUUUGUUAAUAUUUUGGCAGAUUAUGGUGUAUAAAUAAGUCUUUUUUUGGGGGGGACUAUAUUGAAUUUUUAUAUUUCUAAACAAAGCGUUGACAAAUCAGAUGAUCAGCUUUAUCCAAGAUGGAAGACUAGUUAAUUCUUUGCCUCCUGAAGCAAUAAGAUGAAUGUACAAACCAUCCCAUGGUCCUGAAUCCAUAUGACCAAAUGCUGUCUCUCUGUCAGGACUCAAAGCUGUGACUUAGGAGAGAGCCACUGAGGUUUGGUCCCCAUCCUGAGUGUUGGCAGGUAGAAGUCUGAAGAUAACUGCAUAAAUUAUGCCCACAUUUAUGAGUGGCCAGCAAUGCAAUGGAUUUUUAAUCUCCUGGGUCUAAAAUUUAACAAUGUUAAAUGGAUAAGUGAUUAUGGCGUGCAGAUGGUCAAUCAAAUAGAGCAGUGGAACCUGUUAUAUGCAUAACUUAAUUUUCCUGGAACAUCCAUACAUUCUUUUAACUGGAAAUUUUUAUGUUAUGUUUUCCUUUGGGGGCAUGAGAAUGUUGUUGAGAUAUAUAAAAGGGCUUUGCUGCCUUAUUCUCUUUGGUUUAUUUAAUUGGAUUUGGACUAUAAAAGUAUCAUUUUACAAGUUUAUUCCUUUAGCAAGUGUUGUUUCAAUGACCUCCACUGAACUGGGUUUGGCCUCUGUUGUACUGAUGUGUUGUGACUAAAUAAAAAAGAAAGAACAAAGCAUUCUACUCUAUAUGUCUUACAUACCUUGGCCUUGCCCUCUACUGACUAAGAAAAUACAUUUUCUUUCAUUUUCA